This is a messenger RNA of Pimephales promelas (fathead minnow), 3945 nucleotides long. RefSeq names its product tubulin gamma complex component 3 (gene tubgcp3). Gene Ontology annotation, molecular function: gamma-tubulin binding; microtubule minus-end binding. NCBI's taxonomy places the organism in Eukaryota, Metazoa, Chordata, Actinopteri, Cypriniformes, Leuciscidae. Gene Ontology annotation, cellular component: microtubule organizing center; gamma-tubulin complex; spindle pole. Gene Ontology annotation, biological process: cytoplasmic microtubule organization; mitotic cell cycle; spindle assembly. The record is from RefSeq and is a predicted model, not a curated record.
CGUGUUUUCCGUUUAGUGUCCGAUGUGGGCGCUUUUCGGCGGGUUCCGUUAAAAUGGCGCUGUUGUUGCUCUCAGCUGAAACCCACCGUAUUAAAAGCGACAGCGGUUAAAAGCACGCCGCGGACCGCUUCUGCUCGUACGGGAGGGGAUAUAUAAUUGCACAAUGGCGACUCUUGAUCAGAAAUCACCCAACGUGCUUCUGCAGAGUCUGUGCUGUAAGAUCACGGGCAAGAGUGAAGCUGACGUAGCUCAUCAGUUCCAGUAUGCAGUGCGGGUCAUCGGAAGUAAUUAUGCACCCACAAUUGAACGGGAUGAGUUUCUGGUGUCUGAGAAAAUUAAAAAAGAACUGUUGAAACAAAGACGGGAAGCAGAUGCUGCCCUGUUCUCUGAGUUGCACAGAAAGCUUCAGACCCAGGGCAUAUUGAAACAUAGAUGGUCCAUCUUAUACCUCCUACUCAGCCUCUGUGAAGACCCAAGGAAGCCAUCCAACCGGGUUCCUGUGUGUAGUUAUGGACCUCUGCUUGCCCAGGCUUUGCCUCGGGAUGUCCACUCCACCCCGUUCUACUACGCCCGUCCCCAGAGCCUCCCGCUCAGCUACCCAGAGCGCUCUGCCACCGCCCAUAACUCCAGCAUGGCCACCAGUGGCAUCAGCAGUAUGGGAGUGUUCUCCAUCAACGGGCCUGGACCGACCCCUCCGUCUCUGCUUACUGGACCUGGACCUCAGCCCGUCAGUGAGUCUAUGAGAGGGUCUCGUCUAGCCUGGACUCUCCCAGUGUCCAGUUCGCCCUCUGGGUCAGGUGCUGCCCCUCGUCCCACCAGCGGACCCUCUUCCAGUCCGGCACCCAGACCCCCACAAAGACCGAGACGGGAUGGAGAUGGCAGUGCUGAGAUCGGGGAGGCUGCUCUCGUCCGAGACAUUCUUUAUGUCUUCCAGGGAAUAGACGGAAAGUUCAUCAAGAUGUGCAGCCCAGAAAACUGCUACAAAAUCGACUCAAAGGUGCCGCUGUGUAAGUCUCUGAGAGACACUAGCAGCAGGCUAGCAGAGCUCGGCUGGCUCCACAAUAAAAUUAGAAAAUACACAGAUUCCCACAGCUUGGAUCGAGCCUUUGGCCUAGUCGGACAGAGUUUUUGUGCUGCUUUGCAUCAAGAGCUGAAGGAGUACUACAGAUUGCUGUCUGUACUUCAUGCACAGCUCCAGGUGGAAGAUGAUCAGGGUGUAAACGUGAGCGUGGACAGCAGUCUGACUUUGAGGAGACUGCUGGUGUGGACCUACGACCCCAAGGUUCGGCUGAAAACACUGGCCGCCCUGGUGGAUUACUGCCAAGGGCGUAAAGGAGGAGAGCUGGCCUCAGCUGUACAUGCGUAUGGGAAGACAGGUGACCCCCACAUGAGAGCAUUGAUCCAGCACAUCCUUGGUCUGGUGUCCCACCCUAUUCUCAACUUCCUGUAUCGCUGGAUCUAUGACGGGGAGCUGGAGGAUACGUACCAUGAGUUCUUUGUAGCCUCUGACCCGACAGUGAAGACGGACAGACUGUGGCAUGACAAGUACUCUCUGAGGAAGAGUAUGAUCCCGUCCUUCAUCACAAUGGACCAAGCCAGGAAGGUGCUACUCAUUGGCAAAUCCAUCAACUUCCUGCAUCAGGUUUGCCACGACAGGACGCCGCCGGGAAAGAUCAUGCCCGCCUCCAAAUCCACCGACUCUCCCAAAGAUGCGACAGAAUUGUUCACUGAUCUGGAAGGGGCCUUUCAGAGUAAGAUUGAUGCUGCAUAUUUUGAGACCAGUAAGUAUCUGUUGGAUGUGUUGAAUAAGAACUACCAACUGCUGGAACAUCUUCAGGCCAUGAGGAGAUACCUUCUGCUGGGCCAGGGAGACUUCAUCCGACACCUCAUGGACCUUCUCAAGCCAGAGUUGGUGAGAGCUGCCACCACUCUUUACCAACACAAUCUAACCGGUAUCCUGGAGACUGCUGUCAGGGCAACCAAUGCCCAGUUUGACAGUCCUGAGAUACUAAAGAGGCUUGAUGUCCGGCUACUGGAGGUUUCUCCGGGGGACACUGGUUGGGACGUCUUCAGUUUGGAUUAUCAUGUAGAGGGGCCCAUUGCCACGGUGUUCACCCGUGAGUGUAUGAGCCACUACCUGCGUGUGUUCAACUUCCUGUGGAGGGCUAAAAGAAUGGAGUAUAUCCUCACCGACAUCUGGAAGGGUCAAAUGUGUAACGCCAAACUGCUGAAGAGCAUGCCGGAGCUCUCUGGCGUACUGCACCAAUGUCACGUUCUCGCUUCCGAGAUGGUUCACUUCAUCCAUCAGAUGCAGUAUUAUAUCACAUUUGAGGUAUUGGAAUGCUCCUGGGAUGAGUUGUGGAAUAAGGUCCAGCAGGCUCAGGAUCUGGAUCACAUUAUAGCAGCUCAUGAUGUUUUUCUGGACACCAUCAUUUCUCGCUGCCUGCUGGAUGUGAACAACAGGUCUCUGUUGAAUCAGUUGCGCGCAGUGUUUGAUCAGAUCAUUGAGUUCCAGAACGCUCAGGACACGCUGUACCGCUCCGCUCUAGAAGAGCUGCAGCUACGCGUCCAAUUCGAGGACAAGAAGAGACAGAGAGUAGAGAUGGGCGAGUGGGGUGUAACGGCAGAGCAGGAGGCAGAGGAGAACAGACGUGUGCAGGAGUUUAAAGACACCAUACCAAAAAUGUGCUCUCAGCUCAGAUUACUCACACACUUCUAUCAGGGCAUCGUGCAGGAGUUUCUGCGGCUGCUAAUGACCUGCUCUGAUGAGAGUCUUCAGUUCCUCAGUUUCCGUCUGGACUUCAACGAACAUUAUAAGGCCCGUGACCCACGCCUGAGGCCUUCGCUUGGGGCCACAAGAGGGAGACGAAGCUCCAACAUCUGACCUUGCAGACUUUGGGAAACGUUCGUGUUAUUUGGUUGCUGUCUCAAGAGACGGUUUAUUAAUAGGGCUACUCAGAACUCUUCUGGCGCUCUGUAAGAAACUCAUUUAACAGGGAAAUUGUUUAUAGAAUAACCUAUUUCAGUGUCAUGGCCAAAUGAUUUCAGUCACACACAAUCGACUGUCUAGUGGUUUUACAGUCUGUCAGUAGCACAAGGUCGCAGGUCUGUCAGUUAAUGUGUGAAUACUAGUAUUUUGUUUUGUUUUUGUAAAGAUUUGUUCAUGUUUUUGCUAAUAUUUAAGUCCAUUGAGAUAUUUUUUGUCUUGGUUUUCUUAUAGUACCCCCUUUUUUUUCACUUCAAAGUCUCCAGAAGUCAAGAAAAUAGACACACCUGGUCCAUUUUCAUUAUUAUAUAUAUUUUUGUUGUUAAGUUUGUAAUUAUGCAGGCUGUGACCUUUGUACUGGGUGUAAAAAAAACAACAACAAAAAAUAUAGCAACCUUAAAUGUCAACCAGUUCUUUAAUUUAUGAAUGGACCUGUUAAAUUACAUGCACUUACCUCUAUAAGAUCCUCGCCUCAUUUCAGACAUGUAAAAUCAAUUACCCACAAUGCUGUGUGAUCUUAAGCCUCAGGUUGAUCCUGUGAGGACAAAGUUACUAUUCUGAAGUUUCGGAUCAUUAUGGGCAAGAUAAUAGAUUACUGUUGUAGUGUUUUUCCUUGUCUCUCCCAUGUUCAUGAAAUGUAUUGAUGGAAGUGGCUUGGUAACGUUGGGGAAAAUCGCUCUCGCCCUCCCUCCCCCGUAGUGCCCUCUUACACGGUGAAGAUGAAAAUGGACUGACGAAUUAAUUUUGUCUGUGCAUUCAGUGGAAAAGAUGCUGAGGUGUCACUGGAACUGUUUUUAUCUGCAUUUUAAUGCGUCACUGGGAAUCGAGGGUGAAGGUGAGUCAAAUGAUUGUCCAUUAAAGGGUUUCAAACUCUUUCUGCACUGUAUAGUACGUGUACUAAGCAGAACUCAAAAUGAACAAACAUCCUGUCAUUCUUUUCUUGAACUAAUAAACCUUUU